Molecule: messenger RNA, 2583 nt
Organism: Stylophora pistillata
Lineage: Eukaryota; Metazoa; Cnidaria; Anthozoa; Scleractinia; Pocilloporidae
Product: von Willebrand factor A domain-containing protein 7
Source: RefSeq, a predicted model, not a curated record
UUGAAGUGCGAAAAAGCUAGGGCUAGGCUAAAAGUGAUGGGGACCCAAACUCAAAAUUCGUUUUUUAUUACUCGAUUGCGCCUAAGUUUCAAGGCAGCUGCCAGCGUCAUGCUUUUGGCGACGCUUUCGCAUAUGGUUUUUACUCAGAAUCUUUACACGUCUUCAUUGGACGAGACCAGGAACGCGUUGAUGUCUUUUUCAUCUGGUGUUAGUUCUUCCCUUCCGACGUCAAUUCCGAAAAUCUACGCUUCAGUCCACGCCGCUAGGCGGUCAUCUUCAUGGGGUCGCCGCCGCCGAAGGUCAACUUAUCGUCGGCUACGACCUCCACCUCCACCUCCACCUCCACCUCCACCUCCACCUGCAAAGCGAACCACGCCAUCCAAUAAGUUCUUGGAAGCAGUUGAUCAAAUUGAACGGGCUGUUUAUGAGGCGCAGGCAGCUGGUUCACGAAAUCAUCACAGUAGUAGGCGACUGGCAAAGAUAAAAUCAAUUAUCAAGUUGGCGACCGAGAAACGCAACUACAUCUUCGCACGCAAGUCCCUUGGCCAUGGUUUGUACACGGUGAUAGAACUGAACAAGAAAAAAGGUCGAAAGCGGCGAUCUUCAACUAACGCGGUGAAAAAUUUUAUGAAAUCCAUCGAAAAAGAGCUUGGAAAUUCGGAAUUCCAAAGAUUUUUGAGUGUCCAUGGCGAGGUUACGUUGAUGUUUGCCAUUGAUGAUACUGGAAGCAUGAGUGAUGAAAUUCAGGCGGCUAAGGACAUCGCAAAAUCAAUUGUAAAUCAUAAAAGAGAUGAACCAGUGGACUUUAUUCUCUCUGCAUUCAACGAUCCUGGAACCGGACCAGUGAUUUACAAAAGCGCCACUGAGAAGAACCAGUUUAUCAGCGCCAUUGAUGCUCUUCGCGCUCAUAGUGGCGGAGACUGUCCUGAGCGGACCUUUAAAGGCAUCCUUGACGCUAUGCUUGAAAAUCCAAAUUACGGGUCUCCCCUAUAUGUCUUCACUGACGCAUCAGCACUUGACAAAGACAAGAGCGAAAACUUCGCGGAAAUCCAAGAACUUGUUGGAGGGAUGGGUAUCACGAUAAAUUUCUUUACUACGGGCAACUUGUGCGGCAAAUCCUCAUAUGGACCAUUUGAGGAGUUAGCAUGUGAAACUGGUGGUCAAAUGCUAAAACUAUCAAGUGCCAAUGAACUUAGGAAAUUGUCUAGUAGCGUUGGAGCCGCACUUGGAGGAACAACUUGCAUUGCAAAAGGAAACAGUAAAAGUCCAAGUGGAAAAAGGCGCCGAAGUCCAAGGGGCUCUUCUUACACAUAUCAUAUCCCUAUCGACGAUUCCGUUGAAAGUAUCAUAAUUUCAGUCUCAACCGAAAGAAAUCGUCCGAGCAUUUAUGUAAGGGACGCAAGAGGGGCACUCGUCAACUCAGGCAAGAUAUCUUUGUCCAGGGGAGCUAUCUAUGAAAUCCACAACCCCAGGCCAGGAACGUGGAAACUGACAGUGGUAGGAGGCGGAAAACAUACUUACCAGAUCAAAGGCUUGAGUAAAACGAAUGUUGACUUUGAGUACUUCUUUGUGAUGAUUCCAACUACUGGUAGCAACAAGCCAAUACCAGUUUCACAUCCCUUACUAGGAAAGAAAGCUGUGGUGAUCAUCACGAUUGCUGGGGUGAACAAGAUCAACGAAAAGUCAUUAAGCGUAGAUUUAAUGAGCCAAGAUGGGAAACGCUUACACACAGCCACUGCUAAACCUCAUGGGACAAAAGGCGUCCAUUUUUCAGCUUCAUUCAUCCCUCCUACCGUAGCAUUUAUGCUAAAAGUGAAAGGAAAGACCAAAACCGGACGUGCCUUUGAAAGGUAUGGGCGUAACACGGUGUAUCCCAGCUAUGCGUUGAUCAGAGUUCAAUACGCAAGGAACGAGUAUACAGUACCGGCCGGAGGAAGUGGGUUCGUGAUGUUUGUGGCCUACAACAAUGGACGAACAGAGAGUUUUGCCAUCAGCGUCAAAGAUCACCUAAAAUUUGCAGUUCCCCUUCGCCGCUCUACCAUCACUGUUCACAAGGACAGGAAAAGGUUCUUCUCUGUCAGAUUCAAGGCACCAAGAUCAGCUACCCGUGGUGCUCAAAAUGAUGUGCUGGUGACCAUCACAGGACGUACCUCAAAAACGACCGCUGGACAUGCUGUCAGGCUGAUGGUGGUCUAACUACUACUCCUUGGGCAGGACCGGAAAAUUGGACUAGUUCAGACUUAAAUAAGGUUUUUUCUUUUUUAGUAGUUCGCUUUGGUGGUGGAAUAUGUUGCCUUUAUUAUAUACCUGGGAAGUUUGUCGUCUUUAAAAUUGAAGCAGAGAGAGUAUAUUAUUAUCUUAUGAAUCCUCCGAAGGAAAAGUGAGAUUUUCGCAAAAGGCGAUCAAAUCGCCCGAAAUUUUACAAGAAGUUGUGUCUCAGUCGAAAGAAUUUAUGGCUAUUGUGGUUUUAAUUUCAUUUGGGUUAUAGAAGCUUUGAAAACAAUGGGUGUUAAGGUUUAUUUUUUGGCUGCGUUUAAGAACUUUAAAUCACCGGUCUUGAAUAAAAUUAUGAAAAAAAACUUA